Molecule: messenger RNA, 2903 nt
Organism: Porites evermanni
Lineage: Eukaryota; Metazoa; Cnidaria; Anthozoa; Scleractinia; Poritidae
Source: the annotation of a GenBank genome assembly
AUGAGCAGCAAAAUUAUUUUUACGAUUUUUACCUUCACGAGUGCAUCGACCUUACAUUAUAUCGUCUCACUGAUUUUUUCUGUGGUAUUGUGUAGUUCUGGCUGUUUCCAGGGACCUCCUCUGCCUAACAAACCAUUUAUAACUGUAUGGAACACACCUACGGAUCGAUGUGAACCAAAAUGGAACGUCUCUUUAGAUCUGAGUGCUUUUGACAUCGUGGUGAACAAAGACCAGAAGUGGUGUGGAGAAUACAUCGUUGUAUUCUACCACACACAGCUUGGAUUGUAUCCGUAUUUUGACAGCAAUGGAAAAGCUUUCAACGGUGGUGUACCUCAGGUAUUGGACUUGUUAUUAUUAGCAGUAGAGUUGUAGGCUUGCAACUACGUGACAACGUGACAACGGAGAAUUUGAGAAAAAAAAAUAAAAAGUUAAGAUACAAGCAGAGGGAAACGCUUUUGUUUUUCGUCAACCAAAGUGGCAGUCAUGUCAUAACCUGCAAUCUUGCAGCAGCUAAAUUGAUGAUUCAUUAAUUUCACCAAAACUUUUCCCAUUGAAAAGAAGAAGGAGAGCUUACUAGGCACUUAGCUUUUCCCUUUGCAACACAACUGCCUGGUUAGCUCAGUUGGGAGAGUGACAGAGGAAGAUUGGAGAGAGCAGAAAUAGUAUCCUUAGGGUUGGUGUUAUGGAACUUCUGCGUGCAAAAACAUUCGCACGUGUGAAGAAAUACCCUUCACUGCAGGCUAUUGGGAGAGCAUUAGUCUGCUAACCAGUAGGUCACGGGUUUAAACCACUCAGGAUCUUUAAAUAACUGAGAAGAAAGUGCUGCCCUUGUAAUUACAUCUGCAAACUGUUAGACUUUCUUGUCUUCUCAGAUUAGGACAAAAAACCAUAGGUCCAGUGUCACAACACUUUCAUUUAUUCGGUUCUUGUGGGAUGUAAAAGAACCCACACCACUGUUCGAAAAGAGUGAGGGGAGGUAGUCUACCCCGGUGGGGUGACCAACCUUUCCUGAACUAGGUGGGUUAUCUGUAAGGAGAGAUCUUAAAUAUAUAGCAAUUCCUCCUUUAGGAGUCGCAAUGGCUACCUGUAAAUAGUGUAACUGUAUGUAUGUGCCAACUUUAAGGUACACAAUAGCCAUAUUUUUUUUCUUUUUAUGUGAUAGCUUGAAAAUCUUACAGCACACUUAAUAAAAGUACAGCAAGAUGUAGCAAAUGUCAUUCCUGAUCAUGAAUUUCAAGGUAUUAGUGUGAUUGACUGGGAAUUCUGGAGACCAGUGUUUGACAGAAACUGGGAUGAACUCUCCAUCUAUAGGUCUGUCAGAAUUUUGUUUUGUCUUUAAUAGUUGAACACUUUGAUUGUUGAGCCUCUGUAUUGGAUAUUUCCAAAGUAAUUGAAGUUGCGACAAUUGCUGUUGAUGAAGCAAAGAUCUUAGGGAUUAAAGCACCGACCACAUUGCUAUUCCAAUCAAGACUGGUAAAAAAUCUGCCCAAAAAUAUUAUUGUGCUGCACGAUCGGAGUUUUUGCUUUGCUUAUUAAAACUGUUGCUUUCUUGAUUUUCUCGUUUCCAUCGUUGAUGUGGUUGCACUAUAAAAGCUCACCAGUAGCAUUACCAUGCAAAAUAUGUUAUUGAUAUUAUCGAAUAUUUCACCUGAAAAACUGUCAAUAUAAUGGAAAGCACGUGACAAAAUUGGCAUCCGCAGGUACCCAUUUCAGGGGCUCAUUAAGGGUAUUCUACAUGUCUAAUAUUAAUCUAAGAUAGACUUGGUUGUGUUUCUCUUCAGUGAAGAAUUUCAAUAAUAAUAUGGCAAUUUGUCCAAUUCACGUUUGCCAGUUUGUUUUCACAAAAUCAGAGAAGGUGAAGAUUAAUUUGAAUUUUUGGUGUUGUUGAGAUCUUGUUACUGCAACACCUAAUUCCAGCUCCUUGCGUGAGACCAACUUGCAAGCCUUAAAUGAAUAAUUUAUAUAGAACUUUAUGAAAGAUUGAUUGAUUGAAUGAAUGAUUGAUUUAUUUAUCUAAAAGCAGAAUCAAUCAUUCAAAAUCAAACUCAUUCAUACAAUCAAUUGAUUCAAUGGAAUGAAUUAAUGAAUGAAUGAAAAGAAAGAAAAUAAUUAUUUAACGAACAAAUUUGUCCUUGUUAAUUCUGGAGUUGGGUAUGAGCAUGCAGGCACUAGCACUUAAAGUGCCCAUUACCUAAAAUUUUUUAUUUUCUUAUCUGAAACUCAGUACCUUAUUAAAAUAACUUCUGCGAAAAAAAUUUUGCUAUUUGAACAAAACCCGAUUUUUUUACAAUUUUUUGAAAACGUUCAAAUUUGCCGCCAUUUUACACACCAUUCAUCUUAGUCUUCUCUUGGAGUAUGACGUACUUUAAGGAACAUGUGACCUUAUCAACAGGAAAACAUUAAGAGUUCUGAUAGGUUUUUCUUUUUCAGAAAAACUUUCUUCUUACGAAGACAUUGUGUUUCAAUCCUUACUUGAACUUUAUCUUUUUUGUGUACAGCUGGUGAAGGCAAGGUAAUGCGAGUUCCUUAAUUUACGUCACAUGACGUCAUAUGUGAGCUUGCUAGUUUGCAUGAUCAGCAGCGCGAGUGUAGCACAAAAAUGUAGACUUCAAAAAAUUGUAAAAAAAUCGGCUUUUGUUCAAAUCGCAAAUUUUUUUCGCAGAAGUUAUUUUAAUAAGGUAUAGUUUCAGAUAAUAAAAUAAAAAAUUUUAGGUGAUGGGCACUUUAAGUGAUGCAAAAUGAUAAACAAAAUUGAUUAUUUUUCAAUUUAUAGGAACAAGUCUAUGGAACUGGUCAAACAGAGACACCCUUUGUGGCCAGAUAGUUUAGUUGAAGACAUAGCUAGAGUAGAGUUUGAAACAGCAGCCCGAGAAUUCAUGGAAGAAACUUUGGUGCUUGUUUAG